Molecule: messenger RNA, 720 nt
Organism: Suillus paluster
Lineage: Eukaryota; Fungi; Basidiomycota; Agaricomycetes; Boletales; Suillaceae
Exons: 2
Source: RefSeq, a predicted model, not a curated record
CUGACACUUUUCGCGUGUAUCUACAGCGCCAUUUACCCCAAUAUUCCGAGUCCUAAGGACAGCCUUGCUCGUAUCCUACGGCGGGGAUUUGGCAUCAUGGUGACGGCAUUAAUCGCUCCCGAACUCCUUGUUACCUGGGCUAUGCGCCAGUGGCUCAGCGCUCGUCUUGUUACGAAGCAGUUCAAGGACUCGGGGUAUUUCAAUUAUACGUGGACUCAGACGCACAGCUUCUUUGUGCUGAUGGGCGGUCUCAUGCUUUAUGUGGACGGGAAACCCUACCAUAUACUUCAGCCUGAACAGAUUCUCGAGCUGAUACGUGCCAAGCAUAUUGAUGCUCCUACCCUAACGGCAAAGCAGAUCAACGACCGGAGCAAAGGCAAUGUAAUAUCGAAAGGACUGAUCAUCGUUCAGGUGGCCUGGUUUAUUCUGCAGCUAAUCUCCCGCACCAUUUGUCAUCUCGACACCACCAAGCUUGAAACGGGAACGCUCGCUUUUGCGGUUCUCAAUUUCCUCACCUAUGCUGUGUGGUGGAAUAAGCCUCUCGAUGUACAAUGUCCUUAUCCAGUGUAUUGUAAGUCGACCGAGUCAAAGCCAGAGGACUCCAUUAUAGAGCAUGUGUCUGCCUCGAUCAAUUCUACCGCUGCUGAUCAUGUCUGUACUAGUGACCCUGCAUGGGAGGCUUCGGUUUUUUUGCACCCCUCGACUCAUUUCUCGAAUUGA